Molecule: messenger RNA, 1515 nt
Organism: Plasmodium adleri (nom. inval.)
Lineage: Eukaryota; Apicomplexa; Aconoidasida; Haemosporida; Plasmodiidae
Product: RNA pseudouridylate synthase,putative
Exons: 1
Coding region: 1-1515 (504 amino acids)
Biological process (GO): pseudouridine synthesis
Molecular function (GO): pseudouridine synthase activity; RNA binding
Source: RefSeq, a predicted model, not a curated record
AUGUUUUUAUUAACACAUAAUAUACAGUUGAGAAUUAGAAAAUACAACAACAGUUUAAUUAUUUUUGAAAAAAUAUAUAGAUACAUAUGUGAUGACAUAAAAAAAGAAAUUAUAGAACAUAGCUAUAGUAAAGAAAAGUGUGAUAAUUUAAAUUUAUCAGAAGAAUGUAAAAAACAUAUAGACUUUAAACAAAAAUUAUUCUAUGAUUAUGUAUCAAAAGAAAAUCAUAUUUCCCCAUUCUUAAAAAAAAAAGAAGAAAAUAAUUUAUUAUCAUAUAUGUCUCAUGUGAGGGAUAACCAUGGAAGUAAAUUAAAAAUUAAAAUAAAUAAAAAGAAAGAAAAAGAAGAUGAAAAGUUAGAUGACGAAAAAAAAAAAAAAAAAAAAAAAGAAGACGUAGAAGAAGAAGAAUAUGAUGAUAAUGAUGAAAUUCUUUUGAAUAAUAAAAAUGUUCAGGUUCAAUAUAUGGGUGAAUAUAAAAAAUGGAUUAAAAAAAAAAAGAAUAAUUAUCCUAAAGAAGAAGAUAAUAAAAAUGAAGAUAUUAAUCAAUAUGAUAGUCCAGAUACAAAUAUAAGUACAGACAACAAUGACAAUUUUAUAAGUGAAGAAAAAAAAAAUAAUAAAAGUGAUGAUCUUUGUAAUAUUUUACAAACGAACAAUAAUAUAAUGUUGGAUAUUGAUAAUGAUUUAAAAAACAUAUAUAUAGAUAAUAGUAAAUAUUUUAAAUUAGAUAUAGAAAGAAAUACAAAGAAAGAAAAAAUGAAAUUAAAUCAAUAUUGUUCAUAUAAUGGAAUAUGUAGUUCUCGUUUUGUUCAUAAUAAUGUUCAGAAUGGUUUAUUUAAAGUGAAUGAUAAAAUAGUUUAUGAAAAUGUUGAUAUUUGUUCAGGUGUAGAUAAAAUUGAAUUAACAAAUAGAGGAAAGGAUUUAUUAAAAAAUAAAAUAACGAUUAUUUUAAAUAAACCCAAACAUUAUUUAUCUAUCUCUAAUGAUAAUAAAUCUUAUAAAAAAUUACUAGUUCGAAAUUUAAUAAGAAAUGAAAAUAAAUAUAUUCAAGAAGAACAUAAAUGUAUGAGUUAUUUUAUUUAUAAAAAUGUGGAUAUUGAAAAAGUUCCCAAUUUAUAUGUAUGUGGUCGUCUAGAUGCUAAUUCUAGUGGAUUAUUAAUCUUUACACAAAAUACAUUAUCUAAUAAUUAUUUAUUAUAUAGAUAUAAAUAUAAUAUUGAAAAAGAAUAUGUUAUUAAAACUUAUAAUAUUAUAACACAAGAAAAUAUGAAAUUAUUAAAAGAACAUUUUUAUGUUGAUGGGAAAUUAAUUUAUAAAUGUCAUAUUCAAUAUGUAGAUAAUUUUACAUUGAUAUUUAAAAUUUAUCAAGGUUUUCAUAAAAUUAUAAGAAAAAUGUGUAUGUUCUCAAAUAUUAAAAUUAAAUCUUUACAUAGAAUUAGAAUUGGAAAUAUACACUUGAAUGACCUUCCCACAGGAAAGUGGAGAUUUCUAAUGCCCAACGAAUAUUUUUUUUAA